Messenger RNA from Spodoptera exigua (beet armyworm), 2729 nucleotides. The record is from the annotation of a GenBank genome assembly. NCBI's taxonomy places the organism in Eukaryota, Metazoa, Arthropoda, Insecta, Lepidoptera, Noctuidae.
AAUGCAUGUCAAUUGUCAUAUGUCAUUCGGACCGAAUGUGACUAUCUGUCAAAAUAUGUCAUACUUUUUGCGUAGAUUUGUAUAAGUUUAUUGAAUUUUGUUGAAUUCAUCGAAAAUGUCUCGCGAUAAAAGCGUUUGGUUUGCAGAAGAGAUAUUGCUGGACGCUAAAUUAAUAAAUUUUCAAUUAGAAACUGGAGAAUGGGAUGCUGUGGAGGAAAUGUUACGUGCCGAGGCACAACUUUCCAGAGAUGCCGAGACUGGACGUUUACGGCCGAAAAAGGCAUCGGAAUAUACGUUACGGCUCAUAGCAGAGGUUCUUCACAUAAUGCGACUAGAUGUUGAACAAGCUUCAUACAAUAGAAGCACUCUAGCAGUUGCAGAACAGUGUCUCCGCUUGGUUCGUUCCUGUGCUGCAGCAGGAACUAAAAUGCAAACUUACAUCUCUAAAGAACUCUCUAUUCUAGACUCUAUGCUUAUAUUAGCCACAGAAUAUCAACAUCCAAGUGUUGAUUUUGUGAAUGAAGAACUACAAAAGAAAUUUGAAUCAUGCAUGACAGUACUUAUGCAAACUUUAGGAAACUUAGUUGUGAACAAUCCCUUUAAUCAAAUCAUGAUUUGGAAUAAAUUUGAUGCCAAUAUCAUGAACAGUCUAGUAGGAUCCAAUGAUAAAAUUGCUACAGCGGCCGCCAUGAUUGUUUAUAACAUAUUGCUAGGCCAGCCAAAUGUGUUGCCAGAUGAUGUGAUGUUGUUGAAUUCUCUAGCUUACAUGUAUAGUAAUGGCAACACUGAAUACCCACAUUUAAUUAUAGAAUAUUUAAUUGGUGUUGAGAAUACAUACAUAGAGAAGUUAUAUUCAAAAUUGGAUCCUGAAUGUCGGAUGUUGGUGUUGAACCUGGCUUAUAAUAUAUUAAUGUCCACAGAGUCUCAAGAUAUUAAUGUAUCUGUAAACUUUGUAAAGUUUAUGGCACAUGAAUUUAAGAGUAAAUCAGACUGUAUAUUGAAGACGGUUGAUAAGUAUGUUAAUUCCAUAGAGCCUCAGGAGGUGGUGUUUUUGUUGGAGAUUAUAGCCACUGCAUCCAGUAUGGAUACUUAUAUGGACUGUUUACAAUCAGACAGUUCUUUAUUCAUUAAUUGUGCAUUUCUCCUUCGAGCAAUUCAUAAGUUGGGUAAAGAGAGCAGUAAUUUCUUUUCAUCAUUGAAUAAAUUGUAUGAAGCUACAGGAAGGACGUUUAUUGAUGACGAAAAUGAACAUUUAUCUAAUCUACAAGUCUCCAGUCCUUGUGAGAAUCCCCUAACUAAAAACGAUUCGGCCGACAACAUGCUAUCAUGCAACGAAACUACAUCGGAAUGCACGGAAUCAGAGAGCAGCGAGCAAUAUUUCGAAUGUAACGAGAACCCUUCGUACAUGGAGAAGUUUGACGCCGUAGACAACAUCCAAUCAAUGAAAUUCACAGACGGAUUUCCAGAAACGAAAAACGGGAGGAGCAAUUCCAAUUCUAAUAUAAAAAUUGAUGCAGAUCUUUCGAAAGUUGCCUACAAAAGAAGUAGUUCGGUUCCCAAAGCCGAUGAUCGCAUAUCUCUGCCUAUGAGAAGAAUUAGUUUAGAACAUAAAAUCGACAUUGGUGACGACAACGAACCUCCUUUAAUCAUGGACGCAGCGUCACCUAACGGCAGUAUGAAUACCAUAGCCGAAAUGAUUCCAGCAGCAUUACAGCCUAGGUUUGAUAGUUUUCAGCCCACAAGCAGAACUGAAUCUCAAGAUAGCUCGCCAAACGAUCCCCCAACAGAAAUUCACAUUUCAAAAGAAGAAUUGAAAAGCGAGGUGAAGGCGUCCCCGAGCGAAAUAUCCCCACCGUUAGCGGAGAAUUUACCAGAUUCGGAUUCACAGAAACAGUCUCCGGACACUCCGAAGGAAGUAAAGAAGAGUCAGAAUCUCUCGACGGAUUUCGAUCUUAGUGAGCAGCUACAGAAAAUUCUUGGCAUUUCAUCUGAGAAAACCCGAGGUGAUACAGCUAAUGCUGAGAAAAAGAGCGAACCAGCCAAAGAAGUGAAAAUUGCUGACGAUGCUCCGACGAAUAAGGUGCCAUCAGUAAAGAUUGACUCGCCUGAGGGUGCGAAAACGAGGCUAGGCGCAAUCGACAUGACGACUCCGAAGAAAGCAAUAACCUGUGUAGAAACUGUUGAACGUCAUGUAGCUUUUGGCUUCAAGGCAGCUCUUGUACGGACCCUGGCUAAUCUUUGCUGGAAGAAUCAAGAGAACAAGAAAUUGAUCCGUGAGCUAGAAGUUAUACCAGUGCUCCUAGAUUGCUGUAACAUCGACGCUCGUAAUCCUUUAAUAAUGCAGUGGGUUAUCUUCGCCGUUCGUAACCUUUGCGAGAACUGCCCGGAAAAUCAGGAGGUGAUAUCGAAGGUAACGCUUCAAGCUCCAGUAGACAACGAAGUUCUCCAAGAGAUGGGUCUCACACUGCACACAGACACACAAGGCAACAACAUCAGGAUUGUACCCAUGUCUCGCGGAUAAAUAUUAAAAAUCCAGAAAAAAAUACUUCUAGCUUAGCUAACCGCCGUAAAACGGGGUGAAUAGGCACAGAAGAGGAAUGAAUUGAUACUUGAAAAAUUCGCCAAUAUAUAUGUGUGUAUCUAUUCACCCCGUUUUACCGUAUCAUAACUAUGGAUUGGAUAGAGUAGCAGUUAUAAAAGUCUAAAAACUAUUUUAAAUAGUACACCUA